UACAGCCUGGGGUGCCUGGAGGCUUCUGCUUCUGGAAGCUUGGACUGACAGUCUGGCUUGCAGUCUCUUCAGUCGUGAAAUAAAAGCUGAGGGUCCUUGAGCCCUGGGCCAGGGCAUCAGGAGCAGGCCUCCCAGCCCUGGGCUGAGGAGCGUUGAAGGAGGAGCAGCCGUCUGACCGCUCGUGGUCCCCAGGUUCCUGUGGUGGCGCUGCCAGGCCCCAGGCCACCUUGUCAACCUCCAUAUCAUGGAGCCUCCUGGUGAGAAGCCAGGAGAGGCCGAGGGGCUGCGCAUCACACCCCAGCUGCUGAAGUCCCGCACGGGCGAGUUCGCCCUGGAGUCCAUUCUGUUGCUGAAGCUGCGAGACUUGGGGCUGGUGGACCUGGGCUGCCUGGGCGAGUGCCUGGCCCUCGAGUGGCUGGACCUGUCAGGCAACGCCCUCACCCAGCUGGGCCCGCUGGCCGCCUUGCACCAGCUGGCCGUGCUCAAUGUCUCCAACAACCGGCUGACAGGGCUGGAGCCCCUGGCGGCCUGUGAAAACCUGCAGAGUCUCAAUGCAGCGGGCAACCUGCUGGCCACGCCGGGCCAGCUGCAGUGUCUGGCUGGGCUCCAGGGCCUCCAGCACCUGCGGCUCCAGGACCCACUGGCCCGACUCAGCAACCCGCUGUGUGCCAGCCCCUCCUACCAUUCUGCGGUCCGAGAGCUGCUGCCUGGCCUGAAGGUCCUAGACGGGGAGCGCGUGAGCGGGCGCGGCAGUGAGUUCUACCAGCUGUGCCGAGACCUGGACAGCUCCCUGCGCCCCAGCUCCAGCCCAGGCCCCCGAGCCUCGGAGGCCCAGCCCUGGGUAGAGCCUGGGUACUGGGAGAGCUGGCCCACCCGGAGCAACUCCAUCCUGGAGGAGGCCUGCCGGCAGUUCCAGGACACACUGCAGGAGUGCCUCGACCUGGACCGCCAGGCCAGUGACCGCCUCGCGCGGGCCCAGCAGACGCUCAGCCCUGCUGGGGCCGCUUCUUCUGAAUGCAGCCCAGGCCCAGGAGCCCGGCACUUCCCUGCUCUGCACUUGCCCGGCGCCCUGCACCCCCAGCUGUUCCUCUCUCCCUGUCCUGAGCGCAGCCUCUCGGCGGCCCCCUGAGGACACUGCCCCCCACCCCCAUGUAGGUGGGGUGCACCCGGACCUGCGUUCACAGCCGCUCCGUGGCCAGCUUACUUCUCAUCUACUCUCAUUAAAUGGCUUUGUGUUUAUCUGCAUCGCCGCCUGUCACUCAAGUCCGGACCAGAGGCUCCACUCACCCCAUUGUUUCUUCCUGGGGGUCCAGCAGGAAGGGGCUUGCAUGCCCCCCGCCCCCUCACACCACCCUCCCCCUUUCAGCUGGCCUUAGUAGAUUGAGCUACAGAAGAGCAACACAACAGAGCAGGUACUGACGACUCUUGGUGUGAAAAGGUGACACCUCUCCCUGCGGAUCCUCCCCACUCGCAUCUCCUGCUUAGCAAAGCAAGGAAGACAGUUUGAGGUCCACUGCUGAAAGCCGGCGCUGUCGGCUGCUCAGACCAGUGUGAUCGACGUAGAUUCAGAACUGUGAGAUGGGCCUUCAACUUGCACGUUUGUUUGGCCACCAAACCCUGUUGAGUGGCUACUCUGAGCAGCACCUUUCUAGACACUGGCUGUACUGUGAGCCACAGGCUGAAUCUCUGUCUAGGUGUGAUUUAUCUGUGGUGGGGAGCUGAAAAACAGCCAUGUAAAUG
Messenger RNA from Dipodomys spectabilis (banner-tailed kangaroo rat), 1740 nucleotides. It is a transcript of the gene Lrrc61, whose product is annotated as leucine rich repeat containing 61. Gene Ontology annotation, cellular component: cytoplasm. Gene Ontology annotation, biological process: outer dynein arm assembly. Bases 245 to 1129 code for a protein of 294 amino acids. The transcript has 3 exons. Gene Ontology annotation, molecular function: protein binding. NCBI's taxonomy places the organism in Eukaryota, Metazoa, Chordata, Mammalia, Rodentia, Heteromyidae. The record is from RefSeq and is a predicted model, not a curated record.